AUGGUGUCUCCAGCAAUCAGGGUAGCUCCCUCAGCAGCUAAUCGUGCUUUGAAUCUAUUGCGCACUGUACAAUACACCCACCCACCUAACUGCCCUUGCCAUGGCAACCCCAAUCACCACCAUCACCACAAGCAGACUCCGUCACUGCUCAACCAAGUAAAGCGCCACUUAGCCACGCCUGUGGAUCGAUCGCGUGAGAAGGAAUAUGCCUUCGAGAUGGCUGCGUCAAGCAUCCGCUUCGGUCCGGGCGCCACUAAAGAGGUUGGAAUGGACUUUACGAACCUGGGUGCCAAGCGUGUGUGCAUUGUCACCGAUUCCAACGUUGCCAAGCUCGAUGCUAUGAAGCAGGCCGUGGAGGGGCUCAAGCGUGAGGGGAUUGAAUUCACGAUAUUUGAUAAAGUUCGCACAGAGCCGAAAGAUAGCUCUAUCAAGGAAGCAAUUGAAUUCAGCAAGCCCUAUAGGCCUGAUGCCUUCCUAGCCGUCGGCGGCGGCUCCGUCAUUGAUACCGCCAAAUUGAUGAACCUAUACACUGCAUACCCUGAAGCCGACUUCCUCGACUUUGUCAAUGCCCCACUGGGCAAAGGCCGACCAGUCGACAAGCCCCUUCUGCCCCUUGUAGCAGUCCCAACGACAGCCGGCACGGGCUCAGAGACCACUGGCACAGCAAUCUUUGACCUAGUCUCCAAAAAGGCCAAAACAGGAAUCGCCCAUCGUAACCUGAAGCCCACCCUCGGAAUCUGCGACCCCCUCAAUACCCGCACUAUGCCCUCUGCCGUCCACGCUGCCUCGGGCCUGGACGUCCUCUGCCACUCCCUCGAAUCCUGGACCGCAAUCCCUUACAAUGAACGCACCCCACGCCCCACAAACCCAAUCAAUCGCCCCGCCUACCAGGGCGCAAACCCCAUAUCCGACAUCUUCUCCCUAGCAGCCCUUCGCAGCACAGUGAAGUAUCUCCCACGCGCAGUGCGCGAUCCCGACGACCACGAAGCCCAGUCUGAAAUGCUACUUGCCGCAACUCUGGCCGGUGUCGGCUUCGGUAAUGCCGGUGUUCAUCUGUGCCACGGAAUGAGCUACCCAAUUUCCAGCCAGAACCCGGGCUACAAGCACCACGGCUAUGAAGUUGAUCACCCGAUCAUUCCGCACGGUGUCUCCGUUGCCGUGACAGCGCCAGCUGUGUUCCGAUUCACAGCGGCAUCGAACCCCGAUCGCCAUCUUGCGGCGGCGGAGGCAUUCGGUGUGGAUAUCUCGAAUGUGAAGCGUGAGAGUGCUGGUGAGGUUCUUGGUGCUGCGAUUGCUGAGUUCCUCGUGAAGCUUGGUGGACAGCCCAGGGGACUGAAGGACUUGGGAUUCAAGGGAUCCGAUGUUGAGGGACUGGUUGAUGGAACCAUUCCACAGCAGCGUGUACUUAUGCUGGCGCCAAAUCUGAGCACUGAGUUGCAGGCCGAGAGGGGAGAGUUGAGGAAGUUGCUUGAGCAGUCAUUGGAUUAUUAG
Messenger RNA from Penicillium salamii, 1491 nucleotides. Lineage: Eukaryota; Fungi; Ascomycota; Eurotiomycetes; Eurotiales; Aspergillaceae. The record is from the annotation of a GenBank genome assembly.